UCAGUGCGGCGGGGUCCCCCUGCGCUGCGGACGAGGGGCCAGGCAGUGAUGAGGGAGCAGAGCGAUGAGCUUGGGAGGGACGGGCUCUGGGGGGCAGGGGCGGGACAAUGAGCUGAAGAGAGAGAAGCAAGGCUUAGCCUGAGGGAGAGAGCCUGGAACGCCCCCCAGCAGAGAGCUCCAGCGGUAGUGGAGGCUGAUCGUGGCUGGUAUUCGAAUGCUGAGAAUUGGCCCCUCCUUACUUGCCCUGUCGAUUUCAGGGCGCCCUAGCCGCCGGCGAGGCCCGUCUCGCUAUGAUCCCCGAGAAGAUGCGGCAGCUGCUGCCAGAGGUGGAGCUGGAUCCCAGCGUUAUCUCCGUCCUGCUCUGCAGCUCCACCGUGGCCUUCCUGGUGCUCAAGUGGAUGGUGAAGAAACUGGUGCAGCAGAAGAUGUGGGAGGCAAGGAGGAACCGAGUGCGCGCCCUGGGACAGAUGGAAGAAGCUGUCCAGCAGUUCAAACAAGAGAACCCAGAGGUACAGGCCAGUCGCAUCCUCUCUCUGCCGCUUGUUGAGCUGGUCAAGAAACUGAAGGAAAAUUCCCUGUCACCAGAGAGCGUCCUCUACACGUACAUGGACAAGGCCUUAGAAGUGAACCGGGAUGUGAACUGUGUGACGGAUUUUAUUCAGGAGUGUGUGCACCUGCUCCAGGAAGUGAGGACACAAAGGGAGAAAGGAUUGUUGUAUGGAGUUCCCAUCAGUAUCAAGGAUCCCAUUGGAUACGAGGGUCACGUCUCCACCUGUGGCUUGGGACAGUACCUCGGCUACCCGGAGCGAGAGGACAGCGUCUUAGUGAAGGUGCUGAAGAAGCAGGGGGCCAUUCCGUUUGUGAAAACCAACAUCUCCCAGUGCUUGAUCAACUACGACUGCAGCAACUUGAUCUUUGGCCGGACGGUGAAUCCGCUGAACCACAAGAAAAGCCCCGGCGGCUCCUCCGGAGGGGAGGGGGCGCUGAUCGCCGGAGGAGGGUCCGUCCUGGGCUUUGGGACAGAUAUAGGUGGGAGCAUCCGCCUGCCGUCCAGCUUCUGCGGGCUGUGCGGGCUCAAGCCGACGGGCAACAGGCUGAGCGGCCCUGUCAGUUACGUCCAAACAGUUACAGGAAUGGUCGGGCCAAUGGCGAGGGACGUGGACAGCCUGGCUCUGUGCAUGAGAGCGCUCCUGUGUGACGACAUGUUCCACCUGGACCCCACCGUGCCACCCCUGCCCUUCAACGAGGCGGUGUACUCCAGUUCCACCCCUCUUCGGAUCGGGUACUAUGACACAGACGGCUAUUUCCUGCUACCUCCUUGCAUGAGACGGGCUGUGCAUGAAACCAGGACGUUGCUGCAGGAGGCUGGACACACGCUGAUCCCGUUCGUCCCCCCACGGAUCGACUACGUCAUGAACGAGCUCUUCAUGAAGGGCCUGUUUGCCGAUGGUGGCGCUGCUUUGCUUGAGAAAUUUGAACUGGACACUGUCGAUCCCAACUCCUGCUCCCAGAUCAAUUGCUACAGUCUCCCCUUUCUCCUGAAGAAGAUUCUGGCUUUCCUCACCAAACCCCUGUUCCCUCGAUUCUCCAGUUAUUUGAAUGCACUGUGUGGAGUGUGGUCGCCGAAAGAAUUCUCGGAGCUGCAUGCUGCAUUGAUGAUAUACCGACGGGAAUUCCUCUCCGGAUGGAGAAACCUGGAUCUGGAUGUCAUCCUGUGUCCUGUGUUAGGCCCUGCCUUCACCCUGGGGUAUCCUGGGAGACUCAUUGCUGCUGUUUCUUCUACCAUGUUGUACAACGUCUUAAACUUCCCUGCUGGGGUUGUGCCGGUCACCACGGUUACGGAGGCUGAUGAGGAAAAUCUGAAGCAUUACACAGGGCACUAUGGUGACCCCUGGGAUAGGAGACUGAGACAGGCUGUGGAAGGAGCCGUGGGGCUGCCCGUGGCGGUGCAGUGCGUGGCUCUGCCGUGGCAGGAGGAGCUGUGCCUGCGGUUCAUGAAGGAGGUGGAGAGACUGGCCCAGGGGCAGAAAAAGCAAACUGAGGAGAACUUACAGCAUGGAGAAGCCCAGGCUGAUUUUCAUACUGAGGGGCAAAGUGAUGUGCAAGCGCAAGCAUCCCGCACGACCGUGCAAACGAACAUACUAAUGGAUGUGCAAAGAACACUAGCUCAGACUGAUCUGGUCGCUGACGUGCAAACGGAUGUGCAAAAACCAGGAUCUCAAACUGAUUUGUUAGCUGACGUGCAACUGCACGGGCACCCACAGUCCUCUGGCCCCGACAUGCAACCGGACGUGCAAACAGAACUAAGCCAACCUGACACUGAAACACAGCCAUGCCAACCUGAGACGCAAAGACAGCCUUCCCAACCUGACGUGCAAACACAACUAACCCAGCCUGAAGUGCAACCUGACGUGCAAACACAACUAACCCAGCCUGAAGUGCAACCUGACGUGCAAACACAACUAACCCAGCCUGAAGUGCAACCUGACGUGCAAACACAGCCUUCCCAACCUGACAUGCAACCUGAUGUGCAAACACAACUAACCCAGCCUGAUAUACAACCUGAUGUGCAAACACAACCAACCCAACCUGACAUUGAAAUACAACCAACCCAACCUGAUGUGCAAACACAGCCUUCCCAAUCUGAUGUGCAAACCCAGCCUGACAUUGAAACACAACCAUCCCACCCUGACAUGCAACCUGAUGUGCCAACUGCCUAAUGAACGAGGCACGCUCUGCCCCCCAUUAAAAUGCAGCCAGCUCUGGCCAUGGCCGUUGUUUAGCAUCACCAACGCACUUUUAUUGGGGACCCAGAAGUGAAGAACACCAUGUGCAGCUGAAAGGAGAAUUUACAUCAGCUGAUCCAAUUACCCACAUCUCUGUUUGAUUAGGACACCAGAGCCAACCCCCCAGCUCUUGUGAAAAGUGGCAGGGUUUGGUCAUGAGAACUACAUUUGAACUCCCCAUGUUAGCACCUCCCCUGUAGCACAGCGCCCCCUAGCACAGAACUGGGGCAUUUGUUCAACAUGGAAUCUGCGAAGAGAGAAACUGAAUAAAACCCUAUUUGCAAGUCCUA
Molecule: messenger RNA, 3076 nt
Organism: Mauremys reevesii (Reeves's turtle)
Lineage: Eukaryota; Metazoa; Chordata; Testudines; Geoemydidae
Product: vitamin D3 hydroxylase-associated protein-like
Exons: 16
Coding region: 291-2720 (809 amino acids)
Biological process (GO): fatty acid catabolic process
Molecular function (GO): fatty acid amide hydrolase activity; amidase activity
Source: RefSeq, a predicted model, not a curated record